AUGUCUCGCCGACGCCCGAAUUUCUCGACUCGAACUGCCGAAGAAGAUGUCUCUCGAUUAGAUCCAAACGAACCCGGAGCUUCAGCUGGAGGACAGGCCGGUUUUCUGUCUUUAGCACCAGUCAUAUCUCCUCGUCAACAGGAGCCAACCCCCGCAACGGCCGAACACGCCCACUGUUCAUGGAUAACAAAUCCUUUUCAUAUCCUGAGAAGUUGGUGGGCUGAUAAAGAAGAAGACAGAGAGAGAGUGGAAACGAGCGGAGCUACUGCAGUAUCACAUAUGCCUCUAUCUGCAGGCACUAUUCGUGACCUUAGCUCUGAUAAGAAGGAUAGGAUUGGACAUCAUGGACAUCGGCCGCGUGUGGCGGAGGAGUCGAAGAAGCUCGGCACAUUCUCUGGUGUAUUUGUUCCAACAACUCUGAAUGUGCUUAGCAUUUUGAUGUUCUUGCGGUUUGGAUUUAUCUUAGGCCAAGCAGGAUUGCUGGGGAUAUUAGUUCUUCUGGCUAUCUCAUACACUAUCAACUUGGUGACUACCAUGUCCUUAUCUGCCAUUGCAACAAAUGGUACUGUUCGCGGUGGUGGUGCCUACUACUUGAUCUCCCGAUCAUUAGGUCCUGAAUUUGGUGGAUCCAUCGGCAUCGUCUUUUACAUGGGACAUGUUUUUAACACUGGAAUGAAUGCAGUCGGAUUGAUCGACUGUUUUCUGCAAAAUUUCGGUUGCAUAUCUGGCAGCUUAGGGAACUUUCUACAAGAAGGCUUUUGGUGGUCUUAUCUAUGGGGAACAAUCAUUUUGGUUCUCUGUACGGCUAUCUGUUUGGCUGGCAGUUCCAUAUUUGCCAGAGCAAGCAAUGGACUACUGGUUAUUCUUCUUGUGGCCACUUUCAGUAUCCCGGUGUCCGCGGUCUUCAUGAAACCAUUCUACCGAGAGGGCGUUGAGUUUACAGGAUUGAGCUUGAAAACACUUGCUGAAAACCUGAAGCCACACCUGACAAAAGGAGCUGCAGGCAGUCAACUGAAAGGGAAGGAAACUUUUCAGGAUCUGUUUGGCAUAUUGUAUCCUGCCACAGGUGGUAUUUUCGCAGGUGCAAGUAUGUCGGGCGAUUUAAAGAACCCGAGCAAGUCAAUCCCCAAAGGAACCCUAUCCGGAUUGGCUCUUACAUUUAUUACAUACACCUUGGUGAUUCUUGCUAUGGCGGCAUCCAUUACCAGGGAAUCUUUUUACAACAAUGUUAACGUGAUUCAGAUCGUCAAUUUUUCAGAUAGCGUGAUUCUACUAGGAGAGUUUGCAACCAGUUUCUUCUCCGCAUUGAUGGGUGUCAUCGGAUCUGCAAAGCUUCUCCAAGCAAUUGCCCGAGAUAGCUUGCUACCUGGCCUUGGAAUGUUUGCUCAAGGCACAAAGAAAAACGACGAGCCAGUUUAUGCCAUAUUUAUGACUUUCAUCCUCGCUCAACUCGCAAUGUUGUUUGAUAUCAAUCGUAUUGCGUCUUUUGUGACCAUGAUAUACUUGAUGACUUUUCUGGUCACGAACCUGGCCUGUUUUCUGCUAAAAAUAGGAUCUGCACCAAAUUUUCGACCAUCUUUUCAUUACUUCAAUUGGCAGACGGCCGCUGCGGGUGCGUUGGUUAGUGGUAUUAGCAUGUACUUUGUCGAUGGUCUUUAUGCUACCGGCUGUGUUGGCAUCUUACUCAUGCUAUUCCUGUUAAUUCAUUAUACCACGCCGCCUAAGCCCUGGGGAGAUGUCAGUCAGAGCCUGAUCUACCACCAAGUGCGGAAAUAUUUGUUGCGUCUGCGCCAGGAGCAUGUGAAAUUCUGGCGGCCGCAAAUUCUUCUGUUUGUGAGCGAUCUUGACCGCCAGUACAAAAUGGUCUCCUUCUGCAACUCGUUGAAGAAGGGUGCCCUGUUUGUGCUUGGCCAUGUUAUUGUGACGGAUGACUUUUCGCCAGCCGUUUCGGAGGCUCGUCGACAGCAAAGCGCAUGGACCAAGUUAGUCGAAUAUUCCAAGAUUAAGGCCUUUGUCAAUAUUGCCAUCUCCCCCGCUGCCGAAUGGGGUAUGCGGAAUAUCGUUUUGAAUUCAGGACUUGGAGGUAUGCGGCCGAAUAUUGUCGUCAUUGAUCAAUUUCGAGAAGACGAAACAUUAGUGGAAACUUUGUCGCAAAGCAGCAACUCUAAAUGGAGACGUCGAUCUUCUGUCUUUGGCUCACGACAUGACACGCCAGAUGGAGCCGCUGUCCCGGUCAACCCGAUGAGUCUUCAAACUUACGUGACAGUUCUCGAAGACCUUCUAUUCAAGCUACGUAUCAACGUUGCUGUAGCAAAAGGAUUUGAGGAUCUCGAGCUGCCCGAUCCUCACGGCCGCCACACGAAAAAAUACAUAGAUCUCUGGCCGAUUCAAAUGUCCGCUGAAUUGGGAGCCGAUACAGAGAGUAAACAAAAUGUGUUGACCACCAAUUUCGAUACUUACACCCUCAUUCUCCAAUUGGGCUGUAUCCUUAACACUGUCCCUUCAUGGAAAAAGACGUACCGGUUACGUGUCGCAGUCUUUGUCGAGUAUGAGACGGACGUGGAUGAUGAGAGAGGACGAGUUGAAGCUCUCCUUGAAAAGCUGCGGAUUGAGGCCGAGGUCUCAGUCUUCUGGCUUGCUUGCGGGGACGUGAAAUCCUAUCGCAUUAUAGUCAACGGUGAUACCUCUGCUGAGGUGGCAGACGCUCAGGAUAAUGUUAAGUCGGUUCUGGGAGGCGAGGAAUGGUGGCAGGGAGUCCUGAAAGCUCGCAAUCACUCCCAGAGUUCCCAAGAGACCGAUGCAAUGAGUGAUGACGUGCAACUUAGCAGAGAAGCCACGUGGCCAGGGUCUCCAGGCCAAGAUGCCGCAAACAGGCCCUUGCCUCAACGUGUGACUGGCCUUCGAAAGCUGAUCCAGUCAAACAGACGCAGGCGAUCCGUUUCUAGCUUCAGAGCUAUGGGAGGUGUCAAUCUGGGCAUGCAAACCCAUCGCCUUCUAGAUGCAUUUGUUGACUACGAUGGGGAUAACUCAAGUAGCGAGAGCAGUGAUGAUAGCGAUCUAGAUCCCUACAUUAGCGACCCGGAGGUCGAUGGCGACGAUGAAGAAAACGAACGCCAACCGAGAGAUAACGUCAGCGGAGGAAAUGGAUCUUCUCAGUUGUUUGUUCGGUCUAGGAGUGAUGACCAUAGCCUUAGUAUCAGCCCAUCGACCCGACUACCUGAACAAUCCUCUCCAGGAGGCCCUGGAGUCGACUCCGCGACACAACAAGUAAUCCCCUCAAUAGUCACGGAAGACAAUGCAUCCCCAAAGAGUGGGUCUCCUGUGCGUCCUGUUCGCCCAACUAUGAGUCGCUCCGCCUCCAGCAACCGUUUCAGCUCCUCUCCAAUCCCAGAAGCCACGGUCAAUACUGGAGAAGAAGGGGCCGGGCCGUCAAUCAUGUUCGCAUCCAAUGCAUCACCGCCCCGAUUCUCACAGAAACUUGACUCCAUUUACGCCCGCCGCCCAUCUGCUAUAGCACCUAGUCCCACUAGUGCACAGAGCAGCCAAACAGCGUCUGGAUUCCCAGGCCCAGCAUCCAUUCCGUUGUCUUUCAAUGAUCUUCCUAGCCGAGCUCAGCACCUCAUUCUCAAUGAGUUGAUGGUUCAGCAGAGCCACGACACAGCCGUCAUCUUUACCACGUUGCCCUCGCCGGUAGAGGGUACAUCUCUCAGCGAGCAAGAUAGUGCUUCGUACGUGAGCGACCUGGAGGUCUUGUGGCAGGGUCUCCCUCCGUGCUUAUUGGUUCACAGUAAUAGCAUGACUGUGACUAUGAACCUAUAA
Molecule: messenger RNA, 3819 nt
Organism: Penicillium angulare
Lineage: Eukaryota; Fungi; Ascomycota; Eurotiomycetes; Eurotiales; Aspergillaceae
Product: putative cation chloride cotransporter
Exons: 4
Coding region: 1-3819 (1272 amino acids)
Biological process (GO): potassium ion import across plasma membrane; cell volume homeostasis; chloride ion homeostasis
Cellular component (GO): membrane
Molecular function (GO): potassium:chloride symporter activity
Source: RefSeq, a predicted model, not a curated record